Gekko japonicus is the source of this 1050-nucleotide messenger RNA. RefSeq names its product perilipin-3-like. The transcript has 6 exons. Gene Ontology annotation, biological process: positive regulation of triglyceride storage; lipid storage. Lineage: Eukaryota; Metazoa; Chordata; Lepidosauria; Squamata; Gekkonidae. Bases 1 to 1050 code for a protein of 349 amino acids. The record is from RefSeq and is a predicted model, not a curated record. Gene Ontology annotation, cellular component: lipid droplet; cytosol.
AUGGUGGAAUGGUCACAAAAGAGUACAGUCCGAGUUGUUACCAGCAAAGCCACCAUGUCCACCCCAGAACCAACCACCACGUCCUCUGAGACCUCUGAAGAAAGCCUUCAAGAUGAGAAUGUCUUAAAGAGAGUCGGCAGCCUUCCGUUGGUUACCUCCAUCUGCGACUUGGUUUCUGCAAACUACACCUCCAUCAAAAGGAAGAACUCCUGCCUUCAGUCGGUGUGCAACGGAGCAGAGAAAGGCGUGAAGUCCCUCACUGGAGUCGCAGUUGUCUCUGAUACCAAGGAGUUGGUGAAUUCUACAGUCACAGAUGUCAAGAACACCGUGAUCGGCAGACUAUCAGGAAUGGUUUACAGGACCAAGGAUGCCGUACACGGUAGUGUGAAAACAACCACAUCCUUGGUGACCAGCAGUAUGAGCAUGGUGAUGGGAACGAAAAUGGGCCAGAUGGCCAUGAAUGGUGUGGACGCCAUGCUGGAGAAAUCUCAUGCCUUUGUGGAUCAUUACCUCCUUGUCACAGAUGAUGUGAUGGGUGAACUGCAAGCAUGUUGUGAUGAUGGAGAGACGGCGCCUUUGCAGCAGGAGCAGACCCAGUUAGUAGCCCAUGAAGGCUACCUGGCGUGCCUGAUUUCCUUGCUGAAAAAACUCCACUGCUACGUUUCCCAGCAGUCUCAGCGCCACACGAGGCAUGCCAGCCAAAGCCUCCAAAGAGUCCUAGAAAGCCAAUAUCUGGAAUGGAAGGCUUGGCUGGUGGCCCUCUACUACACCAUCACGCUGCCUCUGAGGACUGUUUAUCUGAUCGUCCUGUUCACCAUCGAGGAGCUGUCGUCCAAGAUCCAGGAGAGCGUGUCCCAGACCCCUUACGUCUUUGAAGAUCUCCGGCUGGCCCUCACCACCCUCGAAUGUCUCCAUGAUCUCUGCAGGAGAAUCCUCGCCCGAGUCUGGAGGAAGAUGCUGGAGGAAGAAAACCUGAAUGCUCUGGUGGGCUACAUAAGGAACAUUCUACCUUUCUGUUUCCUCGCAAGCCACUGCAAAUGCAGGACCUAA